This is a messenger RNA of Helianthus annuus (common sunflower), 1781 nucleotides long. RefSeq names its product putative F-box/FBD/LRR-repeat protein At3g56780. Lineage: Eukaryota; Viridiplantae; Streptophyta; Magnoliopsida; Asterales; Asteraceae. Gene Ontology annotation, molecular function: protein binding. Bases 214 to 1632 code for a protein of 472 amino acids. The record is from RefSeq and is a predicted model, not a curated record. The transcript has 5 exons.
CAAAAAAGUCCUCCAAAAGUCCUUUUAGCGGUUCAUAAGGCGUCGCAGCAUCACUCGCUCCACCAAAUGUCCCGGCUCCUCUUCCUCCCCUAAAUCAAAUUUAGGGUUUCUUCUGAUGCUGGUGAUUUAGCAAAGAAAAGCAUGGGAAAUAGGAGCAAAGACAUAAGAGUCCUAAUGUGAACUCCUAUCUUGUCAAGGCAGAGUUAGAAGAGAAUGGAUUUGGGUGAAAUAACAGAGAAUGUAGAAGGUGAUAGACUAAGCAACUUGCCAGAUGAUCUUAUCCAUAAAAUCCUCUCUUUUAUUAGCAUCAAACAUGUUGUCCAAACAAGUGCUUUGUCAUCUAGAUGGAGGUAUAUCUGGACUUCAAUGCCUUUUCUCAAUUUCUCAACCAAGGAUUUCCCUAGGUUGCCCAGGUUCUCCAAAUUUGUUACACGUCUGCUAUCCAGUCGAAAUAAUCAAAGCGAAGUGUUUUCUGUCGAUCUCACUUUUCGUGGAAAGGGUAGCCCGGAGUUUGUCCAAAGAAUUUUGGACUAUGCAUUCUCCCACAAUGUCCAACAACUGAAUAUUACUUGCUUGCCUGGCCGCGUAUACUAUGUGGGCGAAUUCCCUCCUUCUCUUUUUAGUUCUCAAUCUCUCAAACAUCUCACCAUGACUGGACGUAUUCAGACAUGUCCCAUUCCGGCCGCACCUACUUGGGUGUUGCCGAAUUUAACAACAUUGAAUCUCUCUUUCUAUGAUGACAAGUGUGCUGCUCUUUUCUCCAACUGUCCAAACUUGAAGAAUCUGACUUUGAAAAACUGCUCAAUUUUCAACAGUUUUCAUAUACAUCAUUCUGGGCUAUCUAGUCUAACACUUGAAAACGGUAGGGACUGUGUCAAAGUGGUUACGCCUCAACUCAAGAAUCUCACUAUAAAAUAUUGGCGAGGGAUACAUCUGAUUUCCGCACCCAACCUUUCUUCCUUGCGUUACACAGAUCAUUAUUGUUGUUACAAGGAUAAUGAUGAUGGUCCUUUGCUGCUUCCCACCGAUCUUUGUCAUUUGGAGAAGGUGGAUAUCUGUAUUGAUUCUAGCGUUGAUAAUGAGGCAUAUACUCGUAAAAUUUUUUGUCUGCUUCAACAGCUCCAUUGUGUCAAAUUUCUUACACUUAACUUGGAACUUGUCAAGUUUAUUUCGUCAUCACAGGAUCUAAUCUCGCAUCAACCUACUUCUCCAUUUGUCAACUUAAAGAGUUUAAAAAUUUAUCCAGUUACAUUUCUAUCGGUAGGAGUAACUUUGUCUAGUGAAAUUCAAAGCUAUCUACUUGGUGGUUCUCCAAGUGCCGCCUUCACACUGGUUUCACAUGAGGAGAUCAGAGCUGUGAAGAAUGUUACAUCAGCACGAAACCUUAUGAAUGAAUUGCACGACAAGCUGAAAGGAAAUAUUGAAACAGACGCGAGUCAUGCGUUAACAGAGCAUGAGCAACUGAGACGCAAAUAUAACAUGGUGGAGAUGAUUAACAAAGAAUUGACAAAGGUGCCUGCAUCCCAUCAGGAUAAGGAUAAGCUGCGGGCAAGGUUUUAUGGUUUAUUGGUAGAGGUCAAGACUCUCUUCUCACGUGAUGAACCUGCUACAUCAUCACAACCGUCUUCAUGAAAAAUGGUUCUAGACUUUGAGACUUUUCAAGGACAUGUUUUUUUUGGUGCUGUUAUCCAAAUGAUUUUUGGUUUGUGACGUCUCUAGUUAUGAUACUUAUCUAUGACGUAUUUCACAAUGAAAGAUUUUAAUAGUUUUUUUUUUGGUAA